Cuscuta epithymum is the source of this 4203-nucleotide messenger RNA. Lineage: Eukaryota; Viridiplantae; Streptophyta; Magnoliopsida; Solanales; Convolvulaceae. The record is from the annotation of a GenBank genome assembly.
CUUAUCCACCCUUAUUGAAGGGUCUUGGACACUCCCUUAAGCCCCUCAUUCGAACUCCCAAGGAUAAGGGAGAAAGAGAGAGCCACACAACCAAGAAAGCAAGAGGAAGGGGAAGCUGCCGCAGGUUCGUUUUCCAGUGCGUAAGGUUACUUGUUUGCUUCAUAUCUCGAGUUAUACACAUCCAAAUAAGGCGUGCGAGAUACCCACAGAAAGCUCUCAAGACGAGGAAUCCGUGAAGGUCUGGUUUGCAUCAAUCGGAGUAGUGGAAGGCUUUCAAAUCGUCCGAGCAAAACACAACCUCGCGGAAUACGUUUUUGUAUUCAAAGUUAGGGAACGAUUUCGUCGGGAAACACCCGUUCUAGGGACUGUUUUUGUGUCUUCGGUUAGGAGUUGAACUAGCACUUUGAAGAGGCUGUUUAACACUCAAUUCCAAGCAAGGAAUCAGUCCUCAAUCUUUCUUGGCCGAGGCUUUGGUCAUUGGAUCGAGAAGGAAAGUUUUAAAGCUCAUUUGAGUUUCAGGUAGGACUUGAAGGUUGCUACCACGCCCGUUGCUUCGGGAAGAUCAAAGGAGGAGGACGUGGUUCGUGCUUCUUCCGUUUCUGUUUUAAACAACUACAAUAAUGCUCAUGGAAAUUAUUUUGAAUACUAUUUGGGGGCUUGUAUGCCCAUGUUUGCCACGUGUGGCUUGAAUACGUGUAUUAAUGUUUCCGCUGCUUUAAAUGAAUAUUUUACAUUAUGUUUGUUUAUGGAUGUACUAUGUGUGAAUGGUAUUCAAGACGCCUAGUAUAGUAUGGAUGAGUUGGACUGCGGUUGACUAUUCGUACUGUACGGCGGGUUGUUGACGUGUCCGGUAGGUCCGGGGCGUGACAAUUUAAUUGGUAUCAGAGCCUUAGUCCGUAAACUUCAUAAUGAAGCUUCAAAAUCUCUUUUUGAAAAACGAAUUUGAAAACCAUGAGCAUAAAAGUUUUGUACUUAUAGAACUUUUGGUACUUGAGUUGCGAAGUCUCUAAUUGUUAAGAUGGUACCCUUAACAAUUGGUAUGGCGGUGAUUUGAGCCAAAAGAUAUCUUUAAGUACCUAUCCGUCACUUGACAUUUGAUACGAGCCUAAUGGCUCAUUCUAAACUUCUUUCAGAAAUGGAACGCACCGGUAGAGUGACUCGACGGAACCCGACUGGCCAGGUGCUGGGAGGAUCCCAACGUGGCAGUCAGGGGGGAUCAAGAGAGUCUGGGGGACAGGGCCGAGCAGGCCACUCGCUGACCGUGAGUGACGGUCACGUGGAAACAAUAGAUGAGCACUAUGAGUCCGAGGAGGAUUCAACUUACCAACCGGGAACUGAGCCGGUUGACACCCCAUAUGAUGGGGAACACGAUGAUGCUAGUGAUGAGAGUGAUGAUAAUGACGCUCUUGAACGGAUUGAGGAAUUGCUCCGGCAAUACCAACAAGAUCGCCAAAGGCGCCGGGCAAGGCGUGCUUUGGAAGGGGCUUCGAGGAGAGGAAGCCGCGCGACUCCUAGGGAGAGCAUUGAAUUCCGAGGGGUCGAGGUGCCGAGGUUCCUAUCAUAAGGAUCUCAAAAUACCUAAAGGAGGCAAGGGACUUGGGAUGUAAACCGUUUGAUGGAACGGGAGACAUCUCCGUGGCGGCCGAGUGGAUCAAGAGAUUCAAUGAAGCGGCCCUUGAUAUGCGGCUGCCACCCCAUAUGAAGAUGAGAGUGGCAACAAGAUUGCUAGAAGGAAUGGCGUCCACGUGGUGGGACGGUGUCAAAGGGAAGUACGGUGAAGCGGUCACUUGGGAGAACUUCAGGCAAGAAUUCUUUAGCCAAUACUACUCCGACUUCGAGGUGAACUUGAAGAGGAGGGAGUACACGAAUCUGACCCAAGGAGGGGAAUGCACGGUGAAGGAACUUGAACACAAGUUCAGAAAGCUUGCUGAGUUCAUACCGGAGUACAUUUGUGAUGAAAACCGGAUGGUGAACCAUUUCUGGGAUGCCUUGGACCUUGACAUACGCGAGAGGGCAACACAAUUGCCUAAUAUGACGUUUAGUCAAGUGGUUGAACAAGGCUUGAAGGGAGAAAAAGAGUGGGAGGAAAGAAAGCGAAGAAACGCCGAGGAGGCAAAGAAAAGGAAAUGGGAGAACCAUGGCCCCCAGGGUUCAAACAAGAAGGGGGAUCACGGGGGAGGAGGAUCCUUCAGGGCACCCGCACCACCAUCAAGGGGGAAUCCCAACAUGGGGGGGCAAAACUCGGGGUUACAAGCCUCGACGAAGCCUAAGUGCAGGAAUUGCAAGAGAAAUCACGAAGGCAAAUGUCGUGAUCCCCCACGGUGCUACCAAUGCGGAGAUACGGGGCACAUAAGGCCUAAUUGCCCUCAACUUGGUGGGAACCGGUCAUCAGGACCAAACGUGGCAACCACGGUGAGUAGAAACCGGGGUGGGGCACCCAAUGCAAGCACGAACCCCGGCGGGGCAAGUACAAGCAACGCACCCUCCGUGAACCAAGGAAGGACUCAAGCGAGAGUGUACGCAAUGACCGAGGCCGAUGCUCGGGCUAAUCCCGACUCCGUCGCAGGUAAUACACUUAUUCUGGUCAUUUCUAGGCUUACUUUGAUCAUAUACGUCGUUGGGAUUGAGUACGGGCCACCCCGGGGUCAAACCGGGUGAGUUAGGCCUAAUCGGGCUGGAAACAGCCACUGCUGGCCAGGCACGCCCGCAGGCACGCCGUGCCUGGCAUCGUGCCUGGAAGGCAGUGGCACCCGAAGAAAAGAAGAAGAAAAAAAAAAAAUUUGGGCCAGGCACGGCCGCAGGCACGCCGUGCCUGGCGUCGUGCCUGGAAGGCAGUGGCGCCCCGAAGAAAAUUUGGCCAGGCACGGCCGCAGGCACGCCGUGCCUGGCACCGUGCCUGGGAGGCAGUGGCUGGCAGGGAGAAUCCUGUGCACGCACGGCCGUGCGUGCCACCCAGGCACGCCGUGCGUGGACCCCCGGCAACCGAAAACUCAUUUUUUCGCUCCGUUCUUCUACGUUUGGACCCCCGAUUGAUUCCAAACAGUAGUAUGAACCUAAUAACCUCCUAAUGAUGUGUAAAAACAUUAGAAAAGGUAUCCCACAUGACUUAUAAAUGUAGGAACACUAAAGAUUAAUGGGAAGCAUGCGCAAAUCCUUAUCGAUACCGGAGCGCAACGCUCAUUCGUAAGUGAGGCGUUCGCCGAGGGCUCAGAGAUACAAUCAAUACCAAUGACGCGAACUUUAGUGGUAUCAACACCACUAAGGGAAGACGUUGAAAGAACCUAGUACUAUCAGUCUUGUAUGGUGGAAAUCGGUGGCCAAACCUUGACGUGUGAUUUCGUACCGCUGAGUAUGAUGGAGUUCGAUGCAAUCCUAGGGAUGGAUUGACUAGAAAAGCAUCAUGCUAGGGUAGAUUGCGACACAAAGGUCUUGGGACUCGAAGGCAAUGAUGGGGAUACCCUACGCUUCGAGGGGGACCGAGGCAAAUCAAACGGCUGUAUCAUAUCCGUUGUGAGAGCGAGAAGUAUGAUGAGAAAGGGAUGUCACGCUUAUCUAGCAUAAGUGGUUGACAAGACCAAGGAGGAAACGAACAUCGACGAUGUGAGGGUGGUUUGUAAGUACCCGGAUGUCUUCCCAAAGGACCUGCCGGGGCUUCCACCUGAUAGGGAGAUUGAAUUUGUGAUCGAGGUCGAGCCCGGCACCAAACCAAUCUCCAUACCGCCAUACCGUAUGGCACCCGCUGAACUUAACGAGUUGAAAACCCAAUUGCAAGAGCUUUUGGAUAAUGGCUUCAUUAGACCAAGCCACUCCCCGUGGGGAGCACCGAUUCUUUUUGUGAAAAAGAAAGAUGGGACACUUCGAAUGUGCAUUGACUAUCGUCAACUGAACAAGGUCACAAUCAAGAAUAGGUAUCCUUUGCCUAGGAUCGAUGACUUGUUUGAUCAACUACGAGGAGCAACUGUGUUUUCAAAGAUUGACUUGAGGUCAGGGUACCAUCAAUCGAGGGUUAAGGAAGAUGACAUACCAAAGAGUGCUUUCCGCACAAGGUAUGGGCAUUUUGAGUUCCUUGUUAUGUCGUUUGGGUUAACAAACGCCCCAGCAGCAUUCAUGGACUUGAUGGACCGAGUAUUCCAUAAAUACUUGGAUCGAUUCGUGAUUGUGUUCAUAGAUGACAUUUUGAUUUACUCAAAGAGUAAGGAAGAG